This is a messenger RNA of Ilyonectria robusta, 774 nucleotides long. RefSeq lists its product as uncharacterized. The transcript has a single exon. The record is from RefSeq and is a predicted model, not a curated record. NCBI's taxonomy places the organism in Eukaryota, Fungi, Ascomycota, Sordariomycetes, Hypocreales, Nectriaceae. Bases 1 to 774 code for a protein of 257 amino acids.
AUGACUAUCGGAGAUUCAAGUCAGCAAUCGGUCCAAUUGGACACUCCGGUGAAGGAGUAUGCUCCCAUCGGAAUCUCCAAUACUGCAUUCAGUAAAUUCGCCGCUGCAUGUGGCCCUCUCGCUAUUCUUUUCUUUUUCCUCGGCCUUCCAGGCGCAGGUUGGCUACCUCCCAUGUCUCCAUCUCUCUCACCUGAGCAGGUAGUCAGACAUUAUGAGAAGCACGAGACGGGUAUUAGGGGCGGGGCAGGUCUGAUGACAUUCGUGGGCUUCUUCUUCCCCAUGUACACAUCCGCCAUCUCGGGUCAACUGUCCCGUAUUCCUGGAGUCCCAAAGACGGUCUUACAUGCACAGCUUCUCGGGGGAUGUCUGGGAGGCUUAUUACUCUUCCUUCCGGCAUACUUUUUCGCAGCAACUGCGUAUCGAUUGGACCGACCCCCAGAGUUGACGCAAAUGUUGAAUGAUCUGAGCUGGAUUCUGUUUGCCAUGCCAUUCGCAAGCCUCCUUGUGCAAGACUUUUCAUUCUCGUACGCGAUUCUGCUCGACCGAAGACCGCGACCUCUAUUUCCACGGUGGCUGUCGGUCGUCACCACUGGCCUCACUCUUACAUUUUGGCCCGCACUUGGCGUACACUGUGUCAAGAGCGGCGCUGUGGCUUGGAACGGUGCUUUGGGGUUCUGGACGGCUGGAAUUGGUGGAGGUCUUCAAGUCAUUCUUGUUUCUAUUUUCGUCUGGAGGGCAAUUGAUAGAACAGAUCUGCCCGCAGAUGGGGCAUAA